AUGGCCUCGAUGCGCUUGCCCGAGAUAGGCAACCUGUGGGAUACCAUUCUGACCACUGUCGAUAAUAAUGAUGAAAGCGAGUCUUCCUUGCCACAAUGGGCUGUGUCUUGCCCGCGAGGUGUGUUUCGCAGUCCCCCAGAAUGCAGUUUCCACCAGCCACUCAUUGUUGUUAUUUUUGCUAUUCAGUACGAAUUGUCGUUCAAGUCUGCGCAGCUCGAGAUUGCGUACGAAAAGACCGUGUCUCAACUAGAGAGCCUCGUGGAUGAUGAGGCCGCUCGUAAGCUGCGUGUGGCAUGCCAGAUAUUUGAGACGGAUAACGAAUUAUUGAGGCUACAAUGCGAGCGACUGGAUAACGAUGCUGUUGAGUCUGCGCAACUUCAGGACAGUUUGAAUCAACAGCUGCUUCACGCCAACGAUGAAAUUAAAAGCCUACAAUCCUCUCUACGAAUGAACAAUCGGACCAUGCAAGGAAUAAAGAGCGACCUUCUUACCAAAAACCACAAAUCGUCCGACUACGAGCAAAUAUCGGCCGACAAGCUUGCCCUAUCCAAAGAAAUAUCUGCUCUGAAGCAAGAGAUCGGACAUCUUAAAAACCAGACCAGCUCCUACCAAACUCUUGUAUCCGAGAAACAGGCCUUGGAACGACAGCUGAAUUCGUUCGAAAUCCAAAUGGAAGACGAGAGACGUGCAUUUGAACGAAAUAAAGCAAACGGUUCCACUGCGGGAGGCGAGACUCAACGUCAGUUGGAAUCAUUACAAGAAGAGCUGAAGAACGAAAUUGAAGAUAAACGCCGCCUAGAAAAGGAAGAGCGUGAGAAAUCCGCCGCGUGGGAGAAUGAGAAGAAAGCUCUAGAAGAACGAUUACAGACCGUACGAAAACAACUGCGCAACGCUAAAGACAAAUUGAAGGGAUAUCGAGAAAGCGAAUCCAACCCACACAUACUCUCACGACCUAGCCAGGGUCGCCAAAGUAGUCUAUCCCAACGAGACUCUUCCCUUGGCCAUAGUAUCAACAGUUUUGAUGCUGAUAUGACAAUUGCAACACCAGGAGCUAUUCGUACUGCUGCAGAUCCCAAACGACAAAUCGCCGCGCCCGGAGAGAAAUCUACAUUCUCAAUCACCCCCUACCUGAACCGCAAUAAACCAACUACCAACUCUCCAAAUACUUCGGAUGAGGAUCUUGAAGUGGAUUCUGAUCAGCAGCAUCGCAUCGAAAAGAAACCGAAGCCGUCAAAGAGCAGCUCCCGCGUUGACAGCCGCAAGGAAAACAAAAAACCGCCCAAAAAAGUUGAUGGUAAAAAUCGACGAAAGGUAGAUGAUGAAGAAGAGGCCUCUGAGAACCAUGAAGCAAACAAUCGCAGUGAUGAAUCAUUAGACGAAGACACGACCUUGCCCGGCCAAGGAGGAGCGCGAGUAUUGCAAAACGCCACAGCUAGCAAAGCUUCUCAGGAAGGGAAACAGCCUCAAAGAAAACGAAAAAUCUUAGGUGGGCAGCGUGACAAGACGCUAUUUGAUGAUGAAGACGACGAUUUGGAAAGACCAACAAAGGACAGAAGACUCACGUCGACUUUGCAUUCGGGAAUACAGGCUCUUCGUGCCUCUCGUCAGACUUUUAACGAGAAGUCGAACUUUUCUCCCUUGAAGCGUACUAAGAGACUUGUAUAA
Talaromyces rugulosus is the source of this 1665-nucleotide messenger RNA. RefSeq lists its product as uncharacterized. The transcript is spliced from 3 exons. The record is from RefSeq and is a predicted model, not a curated record. Bases 1 to 1665 code for a protein of 554 amino acids. NCBI's taxonomy places the organism in Eukaryota, Fungi, Ascomycota, Eurotiomycetes, Eurotiales, Trichocomaceae.